Messenger RNA from Zingiber officinale, 1012 nucleotides. RefSeq names its product heat shock protein 83-like. Gene Ontology annotation, biological process: cellular response to heat; protein folding; protein stabilization. NCBI's taxonomy places the organism in Eukaryota, Viridiplantae, Streptophyta, Magnoliopsida, Zingiberales, Zingiberaceae. Gene Ontology annotation, molecular function: ATP-dependent protein folding chaperone; ATP hydrolysis activity; ATP binding. Bases 12 to 788 code for a protein of 258 amino acids. Gene Ontology annotation, cellular component: cytosol; plasma membrane; protein-containing complex. The record is from RefSeq and is a predicted model, not a curated record. The transcript has 4 exons.
CGGACGUGCAGAUGGGGGAGAUGGAGACCUUCGCGUUCCAGGCGGAGAUCAACCAGUUGUUGAGUCUCAUCAUCAACACCUUCUACUCCAACAAGGAGAUCUUCCUGCGCGAGCUGAUUAGCAACGCCUCGGAUGCACUCGAUAAGAUCCGAUUCGAGGGUCUCACCGACAAGAGCAAGCUGGACGCCCAGCCGGAGCUCUUCAUCCGCCUCGUGCCUGACAAGGCUAACAAGACGCUUUCCAUCAUCGACAGCGGCAUUGGCAUGACCAAAGCUGAUCUGGUGAACAAUUUGGGCACUAUCGCACGGUCUGGCACCAAGGAGUUCAUGGAGGCACUCCAAGCCGGCGCGGAUGUGAGCAUGAUUGGUCAAUUUGGUGUCGGUUUCUACUCCACCUACCUGGUCGCCGAGAAGGUUAUUGUGACAACCAGGCACAAUGACGACGAGCAGUAUAUCUGGGAAUCACAAGCUGGUGGUUCAUUUACUGUCACAAGAGACACAGCCGGCGAGCAGCUCGACCGGGGAACCAAAAUCACCCUCUACCUCAAAGAGGACCAGCUGGAAUACUUGGAAGAGAGGAGAAUUAAGGAUCUGGUGAAGAAGCACUCGGAGUUCAUCAGCUAUCCGAUCUAUUUAUGGACAAAGAAGACCACCGAGAAAGAAAUUAGUGACGAUGAGGACGAUGAGGAAUCGAAGAAGGAAGAGGACGACGAUAUUGAAGAAGUCGACGAAGACAAGGACAAAAAGUCCCAGAAGAAGAAGGUGAAAGAAGUCUCCCACGAAUGGUAGCAGAUCAACAAGCAGAAACCGAUAUGGCUGCGAAAGCCAGAAGAGAUCACGAAGGAAGAGUAUGCUUCGUUCUACAAGAGCCUGACCAAUGGCUGGGAGGAGCACUUGGCCGUGAAACAUUUCUCCGUAGAAGGACAGCUCGAGUUCCAAGCCAUCCUUUUCGUGCCGAAGCGUGCUCCGUUCGACCUAUUCGACACCAGAAAGAAGAUGAACAACAUCAAGCU